Saccostrea cuccullata (small rock oyster) is the source of this 453-nucleotide messenger RNA. Its product is annotated as retinol dehydrogenase 16-like. The transcript is spliced from 3 exons. Gene Ontology annotation, cellular component: intracellular membrane-bounded organelle. The record is from RefSeq and is a predicted model, not a curated record. Gene Ontology annotation, molecular function: oxidoreductase activity. Bases 1 to 453 code for a protein of 150 amino acids. NCBI's taxonomy places the organism in Eukaryota, Metazoa, Mollusca, Bivalvia, Ostreida, Ostreidae. Gene Ontology annotation, biological process: steroid metabolic process.
AUGGCAUUAAAAAUUAUUAAAAAGGUAGCAGGGUGUGAUACGGGAUUCGGACAUCUGCUUGCACAAGAGCUAGACAAGAAAGGAAUUCGAGUAUUUGCUUCCUCUUUAACUGAGAAAGGAGAGAAAAAUCUUCUAGAGACGUGUUCCUCCAAGUCCGUUGUUUUCCGCCUCGAUGUGACAAAAGAGGAAUCCAUUCACAAUGCAAUUAAUCUUGUUAGGACUAACCUUGCUGGAAAUGAAGUACUGUGGGGUUUGGUCAUUAACGCAGGUGUUCUUUUACUGGCGGCACCGUUAGAAUGGCAAACCAAAGAACAAUACCAGAAAACCCUUCGACAGUCUAAAGGGCGGGUUGUCAACAUAUCUUCCAUUAAUGCCAUGUUAGCCAUUCCAAAACUGGGGCCAUACAACAUCAGUAAAGCAGCCGUAGAAUCGUUCACGGACACAUUAAUGUGA